AUGGCGGAGAUCGGUGUUUUGUCUCACAUUGACAAUGAGAAAAUCGAAAGACGAAGACGAGGACGAAUCAAUCCAGUGCAAGAUGCACAAUUGUGGAUCAAUGCACACAGAGAUAAAUCGGGUUUUGAAGUAAAAUUCAUCAAUUCCUGGAAAGGUCGCGGCAUCUUCGCAACUGUUCCUUUUGAAAAAGGAAACUUUCUACUUGAAUAUAGAGGUGACUUCAUAACCAUUGAAGAAUGUCAAAGAAGACAGCGAUUUUACCAUGACAACCGCAAGGUCUUCAUGUUCGAAUUCCGAUUUGAUGGCAAAAUAUGGUGUAUUGAUGCCGCCACUGAGGAUGGGUCCUUUGGCAGACUUGUCAAUGAUGACCACAUCAACUCAAAUGCCAAGAUAAAGUGCCUGAAUCUACAAGGGAAGCCCCACUUGUGUUUGUUUGCAACGCGAGACAUACGUUCAGGAGAAGAGAUUACCUACAAUUAUGGCGACUCGGACUGGCCAUGGAGAUCAAAGGGGGAGUGUUCCACACCCUCAGUUAAAGAAGUGAUUGGAGCCGUUGGUGUCAGGCAGGAGUCAUCUGUGGAGAAUAAUGCAGCUAUUGCCAGUGAAUCCCAACCAAGAUCAGAGUGUCAGUCAUCCACGACCACACCCGACAUCACUGCUUGUGAGAGUGUCACACCCUCUGCUAAAGAAGUUAUAGGAGAUAUUGGUGUCAGGCAGGAGUCAGCUACGUUAUUCUCCACAGAUGGGUCCAUUGAGUCCCAACCAAUAUCAGAGUGUCAGUCAUCCACGACCACAGCAGACAUCACUACUAGUGAGGUGGAGUGUUCCACACCCUCAGCUAAAGAAGUGAUUGGAGCCGUUGGUGUCAGGCAGGAGUCAUCUGUGGAGAAUAAUGCAGCUAUUGCCAGUGAAUCCCAACCAAGAUCAGAGUGUCAGUCAUCCACGACCACACCCGACAUCACUGCUUGUGAGAGUGUCACACCCUCUGCUAAAGAAGUUAUAGGAGAUAUUGGUGUCAGGCAGGAGUCAGCUACGUUAUUCUCCACAGAUGGGUCCAUUGAGUCCCAACCAAUAUCAGAGUGUCAGUCAUCCACGACCACAGCAGACAUCACUACUAGUGAGGUGGAGUGUUCCACACCCUCAGCUAAAGAAGUGAUUGGAGCCGUUGGUGUCAGGCAGGAGUCAUCUGUGGAGAAUAAUGCAGCUAUUGCCAGUGAAUCCCAACCAAGAUCAGAGUGUCAGUCAUCCACGACCACACCCGACAUCACUGCUUGUGAGAGUGUCACACCCUCUGCUAAAGAAGUUAUAGGAGAUAUUGGUGUCAGGCAGGAGUCAGCUACGUUAUUCUCCACAGAUGGGUCCAUUGAGUCCCAACCAAUAUCAGAGUGUCAGUCAUCCACGACCACAGCAGACAUCACUACUAGUGAGGUGGAGUGUUCCACACCCUCAGCUAAAGAAGUGAUUGGAGCCGUUGGUGUCAGGCAGGAGUCAUCUGUGGAGAAUAAUGCAGCUAUUGCCAGUGAGUCCCAACCAAUAUCAGAGUGUCAGUCAUCCACGACCACAGCAGACAUCACUACUAGUGAGGUGGAGUGUUCCACACCCUCAGCUAAAGAAGUGAUUGGAGCCGUUGGUGUCAGGCAGGAGUCAUCUGUGGAGAAUAAUGCAGUUAUUGCCAGUGAGUCCCAACCAAUAUCAGAGUGUCAGUCAUCCACGACCACACCAGACAUCACUACUAGUGAGGUGGAGUGUUCCACACCCUCAGUUAAAGAAGUGAUUGGAGCCGUUGGUGUCAGGCAGGAGUCAUCUGUGGAGAAUAAUGCAGCUAUUGCCAGUGAGUCCCAACCAAGAAUAGAGUGUCAGUCGUCCACAACCACACCAGACAUCACUACUUGUGAG
This is a messenger RNA of Engraulis encrasicolus (European anchovy), 1896 nucleotides long. RefSeq lists its product as uncharacterized. The record is from RefSeq and is a predicted model, not a curated record. Gene Ontology annotation, biological process: regulation of DNA damage response, signal transduction by p53 class mediator; regulation of transcription by RNA polymerase II. Lineage: Eukaryota; Metazoa; Chordata; Actinopteri; Clupeiformes; Engraulidae. Gene Ontology annotation, cellular component: nucleus; polytene chromosome. The annotation marks the transcript as partial. The transcript has 23 exons. Gene Ontology annotation, molecular function: protein binding; histone H4K20 methyltransferase activity; transcription regulator activity.